AUGGAUCAAGCAAAGACACAAGAGGUCCUUGAGGCUUUGGAUGAAAUCCGGUCAACACGCGAAAUCUCCAUCAUCAAACUCAGCGAGCCCAUCUCAAGCUCAACCCCCCAGGAUUCCCGUCAACGAACAUCAGAUGCGUCAAACUCGGCUCUCGACGCGCCAACGCCUGCCAGCUUGGCAGCGGAUCUUGCACAUUACAAGGAACUGUUUGCCAAACUGCGCUUCUCGUACGUGCAGCAGGUCACCAAGGAAAAGUUCAUCCGCGCCAUUGUCGGCGACCCGCCCAUGAUUGUCACUAUGGAGGAGAAUAUGGAGCUCGAAAAGGAGAACGCCGGCGCCAAGAAGCAGCUCAAAGAGCUCAAGACUGAAGUGGCCGAUAUGGUGACGGAUUUGGAGCGCAGGGGUAUCGAGCUGAGCAAGAAGUAUGAAACGGUGCAGCUUGAGACAGCAAGGUUGCUGGAGAUGCCAACCAAGAUUGAGGAGCUGGAGGCACGGAUCGAGCAGCUUCGAGCAUCGCAGGAGACACCAGAGGGAUCAAGCCCAAACAUGAACCUACCACUCGCCAAGACGCAGGAUCUUGUCACCCAACGAAAGCGUGAGCAGCAGGAACUUGCUCGAGAAAUGGAGUCGCUGCAGGCCAAGCUUCCCCGGAAGAGGAAAGAGGCCGAGCGACUCGAGGUUGAACUUCAGCCUCUUGAAAGCAAGCGUCAAAACAGUGCUACAGCGGCACGCGAAGCGAGGAGGAGGAAAGAGGCUGCUCUUGGUGGCGCGGCAGAUGAUCUUGAGGAGAGGGCUAGAUGGUGGAGAGCCAGUGAAGGUGUGUUGAAGCAAGUUUUGGAUAUUAAGAAUUAA
Molecule: messenger RNA, 852 nt
Organism: Fusarium keratoplasticum
Lineage: Eukaryota; Fungi; Ascomycota; Sordariomycetes; Hypocreales; Nectriaceae
Exons: 1
Coding region: 1-852 (283 amino acids)
Biological process (GO): protein localization to kinetochore; attachment of mitotic spindle microtubules to kinetochore; kinetochore assembly
Cellular component (GO): kinetochore
Source: RefSeq, a predicted model, not a curated record